This is a messenger RNA of Rhodamnia argentea, 2677 nucleotides long. RefSeq names its product long-chain-alcohol oxidase FAO2-like. Gene Ontology annotation, molecular function: flavin adenine dinucleotide binding; long-chain-alcohol oxidase activity. The transcript has 3 exons. Lineage: Eukaryota; Viridiplantae; Streptophyta; Magnoliopsida; Myrtales; Myrtaceae. The coding region runs from base 103 to 2343 and encodes 746 amino acids. The record is from RefSeq and is a predicted model, not a curated record.
GCUGUUUCGCGUCUUCUAUCUGGGAGAGCCGUCCGGCAUCUUUCUCACGAGGAAGCGUCGCUCGGACAGGCGCUCUCCUGGGUUUUCACACGAGUCAAAACAAUGGGAAGAGACGGUCAUCCUCUGUUGAGUGGAGGGAGGAGGGAGGCCGGCUUCAGCCAUGGCUUCUCUGCCGACCAAAUCCAGUCGCUCGCCGCCAUGUGCGAGACUCUCGUCCCUCCCCUCUCGCCGGACAGCAUCGGCGACGACAGCCCCCGCAAUGAGGCCGUGUGCUCUUUCUUCCGAGCUUCCGGGUCUCAGCAUCCGAUCCCUGAUGAGGUUGCAGAGCUUUUGGUGAAGAGGGGUCAGCCCAGAGCUGUGUUUGUUGUGAGCCUAGUCUUGAAGAUUCUGUCUUACAGAUUGGGGACUUUAUUGCUCUGUGGGUUUCUGUGCUUGGACUGGAGAUGGCCCUUUAUUCACAAGUUCCAAGAGAUGCCAUUGGAGAGGAGGGAGAUAGUCCUCAACAGAUGGUCAAGGAAGAAGAAACUGAUCCCUCUGAAAGUUGCCUUCGCAAUGGUCAAACUUUUCUGCUUGUUCAUCUUCUUCUCAAGGACAGAUGAGAACUCCAAGAACCCGUCAUGGGAAGCGAUUGGAUACGAGGUCGACACUCGAGAGAAGCCAGUGAAAUCCAAAAAGGAGAGGCCUCUAGAAAAGGGAAUAAUUGAGACCAUGUAUGAAAACAGCUCAUCCCUCGUUCAGUCUCUGGCAGGAAAAGGGCUCAAAGUCGCGGAAAGUUCUGAAACAAAUAUCUGCAAUAUUAAAUGCGACGCCGUGAUAAUUGGUUCUGGUUGCGGCGGUGGAGUCGCUGCCGCUGUCCUUGCUCAGUCUGGCCAGAAAGUGGUUGUCCUGGAGAAAGGGGAUUAUUUCACGCCGCAGGAUUAUUCUUCCCUGGAGGCACCCUCGCUGAAUCAAAUGUACAAUUCAGGCGGGCUGCUCUCGACCAUCGAUGGGAAGUUCAUGAUCUUCGCGGGGUCCACUGUAGGUGGAGGGUCCGCUGUGAACUGGUCGGCUUCCAUCAAAACCCCAAGUUCUGUACUCCAUGAAUGGUCUGUGGAUCACAAAAUCCCACUUUUCGGAAGCCCUGAGUACUUAACUGCGAUGGACGUCGUGUGCAAAAGAAUUGGCAUUACAGAGAACUGCACCGAGGAAGGCUUCCAGAAUCAAAUUCUUAGAAAAGGGUGUUCAAACCUCGGUUUGGAUGUGGAAUCUGUCCCGAGGAACUCCCCCGAGAGCCAUUACUGUGGCUCGUGCUGCUAUGGUUGUAGAAUGGGAGAGAAGUGUGGUACUGACUCCACAUGGCUUGUUGAUGCUGUUGAGCACGGUGCAGUGAUUUUGACAGGAUGUAAAGCGGACAAACUCAUACUUGAGACCAGCGAUGAUGAGAAGGUGGGCCACAGAUGCUCGGGAGUGGUUGCAACGGUCUCCAGUAGGGACUUUUCUAAGAUGCUCCGCAUUGAGGCCAAGGUGACAAUUUCAGCUUGCGGCUCUCUCUUGACGCCUCCUUUGCUUAUCUCCAGUGGGUUGAAGAAUCCUAACAUAGGCACAAACCUCCACCUUCAUCCAGUUCUACUGGCUUGGGGUUACUUUCCUGACAAUUCAUCUGGUUACAGAGGCAGAGUCUAUGAAGGAGCAAUCAUCAGUUCAAUCCACAAGGUGGUGUCGGAAGAUUCCUCUGAAGUGCAGGCCAUCAUAGAAACUCCGGCUGUCGGGCCCGGUUCAUUCGCCUCGCUGUUCCCAUGGGUAUCGGGGGCUGAAAUGAAGAACAGGAUGGUCAAGUAUCCGAGAACCGCUAAUCUUUUUGCAUUAGUUAGAGACCAGGGCUCAGGAGUCGUCAAAGAGGAAGGUGUAAUCAGUUACAGAGUAAGCCAAAUAGACAAGGAAAAGCUGAAGCUAGGGCUGAGGCAGGCACUGAGGAUCCUUAUUGCGGCUGGUGCUGUCGAAGUCGGCACAUACCGAAGCGACGGGCAGAGAAUCAAAUGCAGAGGGGCUAAGCAAGAGGACAUAGAGGAAUUCCUGGACUCGAUCACUGUCCCUGGAGGGCUGGGAUCGAGCCAGGAGCACUGGACCAUGUACGGCUGCGCACACCAGAUGGGGAGUUGCCGAAUGGGCGCGUCCGUGGAAGCGGGCGCAGUUGACGAGAAUGGUGAGAGUUGGGAGGCAAAAGGCCUGUUUGUGUGCGAUGGGAGCGUGCUCCCAAGCGCCAUUGGAGUGAAUCCCAUGGUCACCAUCCAGUCCACGGCUUAUUGCAUCUCAAAGAGAAUCGCCGAGUCCCUGAGGAAAGAGAAGUUCCCAAGGGUCGGCUAGUUCCGAGCUGUUUCCCUGCCUUUCUCGCCGGAACUAGCGGAUCAUGGUUAGAUGGUGUGAGCUGAAUAAGAACUGUUGCUCCGGCGGCAAGCUCACAGUCAUAGACAGUAGUCCAUUCUUAAAUUUGUAGAUUAGGGAGAUGACAAUGGAUUUGUUACCUCCUGUUCUGGCCUUGAAGUUGGUUUCUAUUCGUGUUUUACUCAAUAAGCAGCAGGAAAUUACAUCAUUCUUUUGGUGCGUUAGAAUGAGAAAUUAGUUGUAUUGUGGUGAUACCUAUCAUGUUUUAUCCCUUGGACAAUGAACUUGAGAAUUACCGAUGGCAAUAGAAUUGAAC